ACAUCUCGCCUCGCACUAUGCCAUCGGAAACAGUAUUGGAUUUUGUGCCGUAAGCUCCCUCUCUCUCUCUCUCUCUCUCUCUCCCUUUCUCUCUCUCUCCCCUUCUCUCUCUCUCUCUUUCUGUGCGCUCCUCGGAGACCAACUAAAGGAUGGUUGGUCAGCAGAAGUGCUGGGAAGCCGCUCGUUUUCCCCUGCCAACAUUUUAAUCRCUCUGGGGAGGGAGAUCCAGACCUCGCUGACAUUGAAAUGAGUCCCAUUUGUUAUUUCUGGAAUUGGUGAGAGGAGCCCAAUCUGCGCGUGGGAGACCCUUUGAAGAAGUUUGAUUGCGCAUCGUCAUUGGCGGAAUGGGAGAUGGAAUGUGCAGCUCUGCCAUGAGACGUCUGUGGUUCUGUGUCUUGGUUGUGAGCAUCACCUGCCGUCUGAGCUUCUCUCAGGAUGUUACUGGAACACCCAAUAAUGCYGAGUUAAACGACAACAUCACCAUCUUCACGCGCAUCCUGGAUGGCCUGCUGGAUGGAUAUGACAACCGGCUACGCCCGGGGCUGGGAGAGAAGGUGACAGAAAUUAAAACCAACAUCUUUGUCACAAGCUUUGGUCCCGUCUCUGACACUGAAAUGGAGUACACCAUCGACGUCUUCUUCCGUCAAAGCUGGAAAGAUGAGAGGCUAUGCUUCUCAGGCCCGAUGCAGAUGCUGGCUCUGAAUAACCUGCUGGCCAGUAACAUCUGGACCCCUGACACCUUCUUCCUGAAUGGGAAAAAGUCCAUCGCACACAACAUGACUACACCUAACAARCUGCUGAGGCUGAAGGAUGACGGGACCCUUCUAUACACCAUGAG
Austrofundulus limnaeus is the source of this 838-nucleotide messenger RNA. Its product is annotated as gamma-aminobutyric acid receptor subunit alpha-5. The record is from RefSeq and is a predicted model, not a curated record. Gene Ontology annotation, cellular component: membrane. Gene Ontology annotation, biological process: monoatomic ion transmembrane transport. Lineage: Eukaryota; Metazoa; Chordata; Actinopteri; Cyprinodontiformes; Rivulidae. Gene Ontology annotation, molecular function: extracellular ligand-gated monoatomic ion channel activity; GABA-A receptor activity.